Molecule: messenger RNA, 7983 nt
Organism: Ficedula albicollis (Collared flycatcher)
Lineage: Eukaryota; Metazoa; Chordata; Aves; Passeriformes; Muscicapidae
Gene: STAB1
Product: stabilin 1
Exons: 67
Biological process (GO): cell adhesion
Molecular function (GO): calcium ion binding; hyaluronic acid binding
Source: RefSeq, a predicted model, not a curated record
AAAGGUUAUGUUGAUUCAGAAAUAAUGCUAGAAGUAGCAGAUCCAUUUCUGAAGGCUUUGCAGCCAAAAAGCACAGUGCAAAAAUGCUCUCUCCCUGUUUACUUUUAACCUCUGGUUUGUCUUGGAUCUGAUUCUUGGUAGGCAGCGUUAUCUUACAGAAAUUGCAGCCUCUCUCACCACCCCUUUUGUGGAAAGGGUCCUGCCUGUAAAAGCAUGAAAAUGCAUCCUCCUGGAUUGCUGUUUUUCUUCUUAGCAGCAUGCUUCACUCCCACAGCUGACUGCCAAAGUCAGAAGCUAAAAUCCAUGCGGUGCAACGUCAAGACGAUGUUCACCUUGAAUACAGCGUGUACUUCUUGUGCUGCAGUGCCUAAAGUGUUGUGUCCAAGAGGCUGGUUAAAGACCACUCAAAGAUCAGGGGUGAGGGGCUGCAGAUACCCUGUCAAGUUGGGAGAAAAUACCCUUUCCCUGCCAGGGUGCCACCACAUGUGUAAGAAGGAAAUUGAGGAGAGAAAGUGCUGUCCAGGAUUCUGGGGUACAGAGUGCUACGAGUGUCCAGGUGGCUCUGAAAAUCCCUGCAAUGGCCACGGGACAUGCCUGGAUGGCAUACAGCAAAACGGGACCUGCGUCUGCCAGGAGCAAUACAGUGGCUAUGGCUGCCAGAAUUGCCGGGAUGAGAAUCAUUUUGGCCCAGACUGUCAGUCAGAGUGUGACUGUGUGCACGGGGAAUGCAGCAGUGGCACCGCUGGGAACGGGAGCUGCACCUGCUAUGGAGGCUACACAGGCCCCAGGUGUGACCAAGAGCUGCCCCUUUGCAGAGGUGUGACGUGUGAGGCCAACAGCGAGUGUGUGGUGAGGGAUGGAGCAGCCCUGUGUGACUGCAAGCUGGGCUACACUAAACAGGGCAGCACUUGCCAAGCUCAGGAUCCUUGUGCUCCUUCUCCAUGUUCCCCCUUUGCUGUAUGUAAAGUUCUUGGACCACGUACAUAUGAGUGUACCUGCAAAGAAGGAUUCCAAGGAGAUGGAAAGAUUUGCCAGCCCAUCAACCCUUGUGUUGACAGAAAUGGAGGCUGCCCAGAAAACUCUACAAUUUGUGUUUACAGGCGUCCAGGAGAGGCAACUUGUGUUUGCAAGCCUGGAACAAGUAGGAGACCUCCUUCAUCCGAGUGUCUGGCAUUCCCCAGCGACUGCCGGCAGUAUCUGUGUGACCUGACUGCCACGUGUGAGAUUAACUCUCAGGGCACUCCCAGCUGUGUGUGUAAAGAAGGGGAGAUUGGAGAUGGGAGAAGUUGCUAUAAAGACCUCUUGGGCGAGAUAAAUCAGCAAAAUUUGCGAGGAAGGUUUACUCGGAAGCUGAAUGUCGCCAAGAAAAUGUUUGCUUCUGGGUGCUCAACGUUGCUGACUAAAUAUGGGCCCUUCACAGUCUUUGUACCAUCCCUUCUUCCCAUUCUUGAUAGAACUGAAUUCAACGACAGCACUGCUGAGCAGCUGUGCAGAAUGCACGUUGUUCCUGGUCUGCACUUGAUAGAAGACAUGAUAAAAGCCAAGACUAUGUGGACCUUGUCAGGACAUCAGCUGACAUUCACUAGCCAGCCAUACAUCAAAUCUUUCCGGUAUCAAGACUUGCCAGGGGAGCUGUACAACAUCUUACAACCAAAUGUCCCAGCAGCCAAUGGCAUCAUACAUAUUGUCAACAGCCUCAGGAGAAAAACCAGCACUGACAACCUCAGAAACCCACAGAAAACCAUUGGUGAGAUCCUUGCUUCGAUGGAGAUCUUCAGUAGAUUUGAAACUAUACUGGAGAACUGUGGCCUGCCUGCAAUACUGGAUGGACCAGGCCCUUUCACUGUGUUUGUGCCCAGCAAUGAUGCUGUGGAUGGGCUGAGAGAUGGAAGGCUCAUUUAUCUUUUCACAGAGGGCAUAAAUAAGCUUCAGGAACUGGUGAAACAUCACAUCUACACCUCAGCAGCGGUGACCGUAGAGCAGCUGAUGAUGAUGCCACACAUUGUCACAAUGGCUAACCAGAUACUUACCAUCAACAUUAGUGCAGAUGGAAGAAUUCUGAUGGAUGAAUCAGGGAUCCCCUUAAAAAUGCAAGGCAUUGUGGCCUCAAAUGGCAUUAUUCACACUUUGGAUGGCAUCUUCAUCCCUCCUUCAAUCGUUCCCAUUUUGCCUCACAGAUGCAAUGAAGAGCAACACAAGAUUGUGAUGGGCUCUUGUGUGGAUUGUGAGGCCCUCAACAACAGCAUUUGCCCACCUGACAGCAAGGAAAUGGAACCAACGCUGUACCCAAAGGAGUGUGUUUACAUCCAUGACCCACAAGGCCUGAACGUCCUGAAGAAGGGGUGUGCCAGGUACUGCAACCAAACCAUCACGAAACCUGGAUGCUGCAAAGGGUUCUUUGGUCCAGACUGCUUGCCAUGCCCAGGGGGAUUUUCCACUCCAUGCUAUGGCCGGGGAAAUUGCAGCGAUGGCAUUCAAGGGAGUGGCAACUGUCACUGCUUUGAAGGUUUCAAAGGCACAGCCUGCCACAUCUGUGCAAACCCCAACAAGCACGGCGAGAACUGUGAUGAGGAUUGUGGCUGUGUCCACGGGGUCUGUGACAACAGGCCUGGCAGUGGGGGGGUGUGUCAGUCCUGGUCCUGCAAGGAAGGCUACACUGGGAAAUUCUGUGACAGGACAUCCAAGAACUGUGGCCCAAGUGGGCUGUCCCAGUACUGCCACCAGCACGCUGUCUGCAGCCUCAAUGACACAGCCAGGUGCAUCUGCAUGGAUGGAUACACAGGGGAUGGGUUUUCCUGCCAGCCCAUUGACCUGUGCAGUCAGCCAGAACGAGGAGGUUGUUCACAGAAUGCCCUGUGCACCAGCACAGGCCCUGGCACUGCCACCUGCCAGUGCAAUGUGGGCUGGACUGGGGAUGGCAGGAGCUGUGCGCCCAUAGACAACUGCAUGCUGGAGAGCAGAGGGAGCUGCCACCUCAAUGCUGACUGCAUUUACACCGGCCCUGGACAGAGCAAGUGUGUCUGCAAGAGGGGCUAUGCUGGUGAUGGCCACAGCUGUGAUGCCAUCAACCCGUGCCUCAUGGACAAUGGUGGCUGCCAUGACCUGGCUACGUGUGUACCCCUUGGUGGAGGAGAGAGAUCCUGUGUGUGCUCUGAAGGCUAUGCUGGGGAUGGCAUGAUGUGCUACGGGGACAUUCUCAAAGAGCUGGCCAGGAAUUCCCACUUUGCAGGCUUCUACGACUGGGUUAAGAAAUCUCUCUUCAGCAUCCCAGCAGGAGCAAAUGUCACUGUCCUGGUGCCAUCAGAGGCAGCUAUCAAGAACUUGAGCAACGCUGACAAAGAUUUCUGGCUGACCCCUCACACGCUGCCGUUUUUAGUCAGAGCCCACUUCCUUGAAGGUGUCUUCACUGCUGAAAAGCUCAAAAAGCUUGAUGGGCCAGAAGUACCCACUCUCAACCCACAGACCAGAUGGCAGAUAAACACCACGAGUGGUGUACUGACCAUCCAGGAUGCAAGCAUAGCUGUUAGUGACAUCCCUGCCAGCAAUGGCAUCAUCCAUGUCCUCAGCAAGGUUUUGUUGCCAUCCCCAGAUGUCCCCCCAAGCCCUCCUGGCCUGCAGGAGCAGCUCAGCACAGUGGCCUCCUUCAGCAUUUUCAAGGAGUUGCUAGAGGAGUACCAGCUCAUUGGGAAAGUUGAGUCCUCUGAAAAAUACACGAUUUUUGUUCCUGGAAAUAGUUCCAUUGAGGAGUACUGCCGUGCUGCCAAUGUGACCCAGCUGGACAACGAAACAGUGCAGUACCACAUUGUACUGGGAGAGAAGCUCUUGCCUGCAGACUUGAGAAGUGGAGUUCACAAGGAGAGCAUGUUAGGGCUCUCCUACUGGCUGAUGUUUUACCAAAACAGUACUCAGAAGUUUGCCAAUAAUGUUCCUUUGGAUGGAAAAUCCCUUGAGACGAAGAAUGGCAUCCUGAUCGGGGUGUCCCAGGUGCUGCAGGUGCAGAAGAAUCGCUGCACUGCCAAUACCACCACCAUAGUGAAGUCAAGGUGUGGCAAGUGUGACAAGGGGAUCAAGUGUCCUUCUGGAUCAGUUCUUGUGGAACCCCCUGGAAGCAAGAAUCUCGCUAACUGUGGCUUGCGCUCCUCAGGGACAAGAAUAGAUGGCUGCCAUUUCAUCUGUGCAAAAGUUUCUCUGAGGUCCGUGUGCUGCCCCGGCUACUAUGGGCACCAGUGCGAGAUGUGCCCGGGGCGGCCAGGCCGGUGGUGCUCGGGGCACGGGGAGUGCCAGGACGGCAGCCAGGGCAGCGGGGAGUGCCGCUGCCUCGAGGGGUUCCACGGCACGGCCUGCGAGAUGUGCGAGGUGGGGAGAUACGGCGCCGACUGCAGAGCAGAAUGUGCCUGUGACAAUGGCAUUUGCAACGAUGGACUGCAGGGGGAUGGGAGCUGUGAGUGCUUCCCAGGCUGGACAGGCCCCACCUGCCAAGAAAGAAUCAAGAUUGACUUAUGCAACAACACCUGCCAUCAAAUGGCCAACUGCCUCAACAGUUCCACAGAUUCCCUGCCUACCUGCUUCUGCUCUGCUGGCUACACAGGGAAUGGGACCCAUUGCACAGAAAUAGAUCCCUGUACUAUUGACCAUGGUGGCUGCUCCAUGCACGCUGUGUGCACCAAAGUGUCCCCAGGAGAGAGAACCUGUGCUUGCAAGGAGGGCUAUGCUGGGGAUGGGACACUCUGCAUGGAAAUUGAUCUGUGUCUCGAAAACAAUGGGGGCUGCCACACCAACGCAGAGUGCAUCAAAACAGGCCCAAAGAAGGUUGCCUGCAACUGCCUGCCUGGUUACAGUGGGGAUGGUGUGAGCCAGUGCAACCCCAUCAACUUGUGUGAGCAGAACAAUGGAGGCUGCAGCCCCUUUGGGCUCUGCAAGUACACGGGCCCUGGCACUCGGAACUGCUCCUGCUCCUGGCACAGCAUUGGAGAUGGCUUCACCUGCCGAGGCAAAGUGCACCAGGAGCUGGGAAGGAUUCCAGAUGCAUCCAUGUUCUUCAGGAUGAUACAGGCAGAAAGUAUCAAAGAACUCAGCGGGGCAGGGCCUUUCACUGUGUUUGUCCCACAGACAGAUCUCAUAGGAAACACCACAGUGUUUGAGGAGUGGAAGAGCAGAGGUCUCCUCCGGGACCUGCUUCGCUAUCACAUGGUGGGCUGCCAGAAAUUGCUCUCCAGUGACCUGGAAAACCAGGAGUCCCUUACAUCUUUAUCUGGCCACAAGAUAAAGAUCUCAGUGAGCGAGAAUAGCAUCACUCUCAACAAGGAAGCCAAGGUGGUCGCGAGUGACAUCGUGGGUGUGAACGGGGUCAUUCACUUCAUCAACAAGAUCCUCAUUCCCAGUGACCUGGUGGGCCAUAACAUCUCCUCAAAGCUCUCACAGCAGAACAUCACGGAGGUGGCCGAGUCCUUUGGGUACAGGAUGUACAGCAGGCUGCUGCAGGACGCGGAGCUGCUGCCGCUGCUCGGGGACCCGGCGCACAGACCCUUCACGCUGCUCUGGCCCACGGACGCGGCGUUCAGAGCCCUCCCGGAGAGCCGGCAGAGGUUCCUGUACCGCAGGGAGCACCGCGACGUGCUGGCCUCCCUCCUCAAAGCGCACAUGAUCAGGGACACCAAGAUUGUUGCUGGUAAUGUGCCCCAAGUUGAAACCAUACGGACUAUGCACGGCUCCACCAUCUCAUUCAGCUGCAGCAAAACCCACGUGGGGGAGAUUCUGGUGGGGAACAGCGAUGCCACCAUCAUCCAGAGGCACAUGGAGUUCAAUGGAGGCAUUGCUUAUGGCAUUGACAGACUGCUGGAGCCACCAGAUCUGGGGUCUCGGUGUGACGAGUUCACCCUUGUUGAGCUGCAGGGAUCUACAGAGAGCUGUGGACUCUGUGGCUUUGAGCCGCCCUGCCCUGCUGGCUCCGUUCAACGGGGGGAAACCAAGCGCUGCUACUAUUAUGGGAACCACCUGCUGAGGAACACGUUCCUGCUGCACCGCAGCUCCCUGCUGCGGCCGGCCUGGCCCCAGUCCCCGUGGGACCCCUUCAGGAGACACUUCUCUUCCAGGGGGCCUCUCAGACGAGGCUGCAGGAGGAGCUGCGUUUCCAGCCAGUGGCUCCCGCAGUGCUGUGCCAACCACUAUGGCCGGGACUGCCGGGCGUGCCCGGGAGGGCUGGAGGCGCCGUGCAAAAACCGCGGGACCUGCGAUGACAAAAUCGGCGGCUCGGGGAUCUGCAACUGCAGCCAGGAGUUCAUCGGGACGGGCUGCGAGCUGUGCGCGCCCGGCAGAUACGGCCCGGAGUGCCGAGAGUGCAACUGUACUGAGAAUGGUGUGUGCAAUGGAGGCCUGCACGGCGACGGCUUCUGCUUCUGUGCAGAGGGCUGGACUGGGGACCGCUGUGAAAUCAGACUGGUGGUGGCACCCAGCUGCUCUCCCCCGUGCCACGCCCGGGCCGUCUGCCGCGCCGGCAACCUCUGCGAGUGCGAGCUGCACUACGAGGGGGACGGGAGAGCCUGCUCAGUGAUCGACAUGUGCAGCCAGGACAACGGGGGCUGUGCCAGGCACGCACGGUGCUCACAGACGGGCGUGAACGUGUCGUGCUCCUGCGAGCCCGGCUACAGCGGUGACGGCUACAUCUGCGAGCCCAUCGACCGCUGUGCCGACGGCAGGAACGGCGACUGCAGCGAGCACGCCCGCUGCAUCAGCACGGGCCCGAACGAGCGGCGCUGCGAGUGCAAGCAGGGCUACGUGGGGGACGGGAUGCAGUGCCUGGAGCAGGCUGUGCCCCCCACCGACCGCUGCCUGCAAAACAACGGGCAGUGCCAUCGGGAGGCCACCUGCACCGACCUGCACUUCCACGAUAAGACCAUGGGUGUGUUUCACCUGCAGUCACCCCAAAGAAAGUACGACUUCACUUACGAGCAGGCUCAGGCAGCCUGUGCUGCAGAAGGCGCUUCCCUGGCCACAUUCCAGCAGCUGGGUGCAGCGCAGCAGAUGGGAUUCCAUCUUUGCUUGGUGGGUUGGCUGGACAAUGGCACAGCUGGAUACCCCACAGCCUACCCCAACCCCAGCUGUGGGUCCAGCCAUGUGGGCAUUGUGGACUACGGCUUCCGAAGCAACCUGAGCGAGACCUGGGAUGCGUUCUGCUACCGGGAGAAGGACGUGACCUGCACCUGCCGAGAUGGGUUUGUGGGAGAUGGGUACUGGUGCAGUGGGAAACUGCCCGAGGUGCUCGCAGAGCAGGACCGCUUCUCCACCUUCUAUUCUAUGUUGCUUAAUUUUGCCAAUGACACAGAAGAAGGACUGGAUUUUUUCAUGUAUUUGUCUGAUGCCUCUGUUCCCAAAACUCUCUUUGCCCCUCUGAAUUCUGGCUUUGCAGACAAUGAGACACUGACAGGAGAAGAACUGAAGCUCCACGUGUCAUCCAGCAAUGUCAUCCUCUUCAGCUUCAACCUCACGACGGGCACCAUCAUCCCGUCCCAGUCAGGACAUGACCUCCACAUAUCAGACCUCGCAGCGAGCAACAGCACAGAGCACUCAGACGCCAAGGGGAUCAAUGACACGAUGAUUGUGGAGUGGGACAUCCUAGCUUUCAAUGGCAUCAUUCACGUGAUAGCAGAGCCUCUGAGGAUGCCAGCGCCCGUUGUUCACCUUGGCCAGGUGAACGGCGCGGCACGGGGCUCGGGCUCCGUGGCCACCGGGACGCUGUCAGCGCUGUGCUUCGCCCUGGCCCUGGCUGCGGGCGCCGGCGCCGCCUACUACUGCGUGAGGAGGCGGCGGCAGCAGGGGCAGUUCGGGUACUACCAGGUACGGGCGGGCUGGGGGCGGCUCCCGGUGCGGCUGUGGGCUCCGGUGGCUGCGCGUGAGGGGCCGGCACGCCAGGGGGAGCCCGCGGGCGAUAACGGGCGCGCCCCCGUGCCCGCAUUCCGCGCACCCGCCGCUCCCGUUGCAGGCCGA